AUGUUGUGCAUACUAUUCGUUUUUUCGGUUUCCAUACCUCCGUGUCUAUCUCAACCUGCUAUUCCACCACCAGAACGACCAGGUUCGUAAGCGCAGUGUGUCUUUUUGAUAAUGCUUCCCAAAAGUUUACAAAAAAUUUAUUGAAAAUCAGAAACCUAGAUUCAGUUUUUUGCAGAAUGCAGUGAAGGAUGGCAGUCUCCUGAUCUGACCUACGUUCCAUCCAUCAAUCAUUGCACUGAUUAUACACCAGGUUCGGUUUUUUUUCAAAUUUGUUUCACAAUAGUCGAAAACAUUAGGUAACGGAGUUGCCUGUUCACCCAACAACCCAUUCACCUGCACCGGAAGAAAUCCAUUCUGCGCAACAGCCGGAGACCGAGUUUUCAAGUGCUGCAGUGAUCGAAUUCAAGAUUCUACUGAGAUUACCACGUUAAAUGCCACUGAAAUCAAGCCAAGUGAGCCAUUAAAACCAAGUUUUCAUAAUUGCCUCAUUCAGUCUGCCCCGCUGGAGCGAUUCCCUACAAAAUGCCACAUGUUUUGUUAUGCGAUCCGACUAUUGUGAAUAUCUGCCCCUAUGACUACAAAGUUUACGACUUUGUCACAAGAGAAAAAAGAACAUAUUUAUUGCAGUGUGUAGAGGCGUCCAAUGGUCAUCAACUUCCAGCAGACGGACGAUCUCUAUGCUGUAAAACCACGACCCUUUAUUCAUUUGCGUCUGUUUUUGGAGAAGCCAAAAUAAGCCCCCGCAUCGUUCCAAAUCCCCCUCUUUCAGCCAUCGAAUAUGUACGUUUCAGUUGUGUCACCCAUUCAGAAAGCAGAAAACAUCACAACAGACACAUACAUGUUUCUAGGUCACUUUGAACGUUCACACUUCCGCCAAAGAGCACUCGCCGGAAAUUAGAAUUGGCGAUCAUUUCGUGCUCACACCCUACAAACUCUUCGAGCCGGCGUAUUUGAAAAAAAUCAAACUAUUCUCGGACUUUGGCCACGGCUCAUUUGUGCAUGUUAUCCUAUUCGGUAAUCGCAUUUCGAACAUGUUCCGGUACAAAGAGGGGGGAGGGCGUUCAAGCGGAAAUAAUUGUGUUGGCGGGGCUUUUUUGAGACACAUGUAAACACAUUUUGACAGAUCCCAUGUCGACAACGGAGACAAUGCAACUGUAUUAUGAUCGACCAACUUCGAAUGGAAAAACGAUUCAUUUAGAUGAGCCAAUUCCGGAUGGAGGUUUAUAUCAUCUUCUUUCUUUCCACUAUCCCACCACAAUUAUUAUUAUUAUUCUUUUUAUAAACUGGCCGGGAAGUGGAAGGAAAGGACCGACGUGCAAUCGAAUUAUGUCUGCUUUUUAGGAUUCAUAUCCAAGAAAAUUUUCAAUGCGGCGCCCAUUACAAACAUUGAAAAUCCGUCACGUCCGGGUCCGAUAAAAGAAUGUGAGGACUUUGAAGACAAGAAAAGAAAGUAUUUUCAGUCAUUUUCAGAUCGAAAACUGUGGAUUGUGCUUGUUUUCAAAACGACGAAUCCGUUGGGACGCAUUUAUGUUUUAUCCAGUAAAGAUCUUCAUAGCAAAUACAGAUCGGUGACCGACUUUUUGAAAUCAGACACUGGAAACAUGCUCGGCACGCCUGUAGCCGGAACUUACUUCUACGUAAGUGCACACUCAUAUAAUUGGUACAAAAAUUAUUUUUUUUCAGCUUACGACUGACUGA
Caenorhabditis sp. 36 PRJEB53466 is the source of this 1698-nucleotide messenger RNA. Lineage: Eukaryota; Metazoa; Nematoda; Chromadorea; Rhabditida; Rhabditidae. The record is from the annotation of a GenBank genome assembly.